Trachymyrmex cornetzi is the source of this 3251-nucleotide messenger RNA. It is a transcript of the gene CycE, whose product is annotated as cyclin E. Bases 1028 to 2398 code for a protein of 456 amino acids. Lineage: Eukaryota; Metazoa; Arthropoda; Insecta; Hymenoptera; Formicidae. The transcript has 3 exons. The record is from RefSeq and is a predicted model, not a curated record.
CAGUUCGGCUGUCGGGACGGCGCGGCGUUCCCGCGAAACGCCAAUUCGGCCAAUUUGCAGGCGCUAGUUCGCUGAGUUCGCUCCGUUUCGCGUCACGGAAGAAACGCGUUCGCGUCUUCCGUCAUCUGCCUCGAGCGAACAAAUUAACAUAAUAAGUUAAUCGACACGCGAGGGUGUUCACGUUUGCUCCGUUCCGACGGCGAAGCCAGUGCAAACCAGGGUGAUAUCCGCGUGACGAGAGCGGCAAUCAGCCGAGGAGACGCGUACGCGACGCGUAGCUGCGACUUCGUUUAUGGUUCACGAAACUCUCUGGACUUGCGUUCCAUCCCUAGAACCUUGCAUCCUAGGAGCCUGCGUUAAUUGACGUCGAUCGCUGCACUAAUAAGCACUAAGCGACGAUAAUUUGGCCUGAUUUCGCUGGACCCAGCUAUACCUUACUUGCGGAAGGACGCUUAUCGUGGAGUCGCCUUUCGGUCGACAGAUAAAUCAAAACUGUCGCGCGAAAGGAAGAAAGAUCCAGGAGUCGAAGUAUCGUGACUGCGUCGUGCGUGAAAUUACCAAAUCAAUAUUUCCAAAAUUUGCCCCUUUGAGGUUAUGUGGCGCAUAUAGAGGGCGUUACGGGGCGUACAGGGGUUGGUCGUCGUUUCGCGCGCUGCUCUCCCGCGCUUCCAGAUCCACGUCCUCUAUUUUUCUCGGAAUAUCGUCGAUUCGCGACUCGCAUACGCUGCAAAAUAGCUCAGAGGCGAGAUUAAUGAAUUUUCCGACUACCGAAAUCGACUCCGAACGAAAAUCGUAAGUCGAUACGGUGAAUCAAAGACGGCUAAGAGAACGUGCAUUAUGGCGAUCGGGUGCGUGUAGGCUUCGCGCGCUCCUUCACUUUUCGUCAUUUUCCCAAGAAAAUUAUUGCGCCUGGAUUGAAAAAAUUCAUCGCACGCUCGUUCCAAGAGUUUCCGUUAUCGUAUACACUUGGAAACAAUUUUUUCCGACUGCAAAUAUUUUCCUUACGUGUUGGCAAUCCGGCGACAAAAUGCCACAGAGCAGUUUGCAGGAAAAGAAGGCACAAACUUAUUUGCAAGGAGGCAGAGCCCAGUCUUUGAAACGCAAGAGACGUACAACGGAACUCUCAGAAGAUUCAGAAAACAUAUAUCCACCUAGUAAAGUACCUACGCUGUCUCAUGUCUCAUACACGGAAUCUUGUAAUACCACGCCAUCAGUAGAUGCUGCAUGUACUCCCCAACAUCAGACAUCUCCGUUGAAAGAACAGCAAGAGCCUGCUACAUGGUCUGAAUUAAGAAGUGCAACUUGUUUCUUAACGCCUUCAGCCUCCAAUAGCACAUCCAUUAGACCUAGUCCGCUGCCGUCUCUACCAUGGGCCGAUGGCUCCCAAGUAUGGUCUCUCAUGUGCCUUGGGGAUCAGAAAACUUUAAUUCAAAGGGAUCCAGAAAUGUUCCAGAGGCAUCCAACAUUACAGCCACGGAUGAGAGCCAUUUUAUUAGAUUGGUUGAUUGAGGUCUGUGAGGUGUAUAAAUUACAUAGAGAGACUUAUUAUCUCGCUAUGGACUACAUAGACAGAUAUCUGUCUAUUCAUCACGACGUACCUAAAAACCAGUUGCAACUUAUAGGGAUAACUUGUCUUUUUAUUGCUUCUAAGGUUGAAGAAAUAUAUCCACCUAAAAUCGCGGAAUUUGCAUAUGUCACCGAUGGAGCCUGUACAGAAGAAGAAAUUUUGGGAAAAGAGUUAAUGAUCUUGAAAGGACUUGGAUGGAAUCUGUCCCCGAUAACUGCUCCAGGAUGGCUCAAUAUUUACAUGCAGAUUGAAUCAGGCGACUCAUCCAAACCAAACACUUUCAUAUAUCCACAGUAUGGUGGAUUGCAAUAUUCUCAAGCAGCUCAGUUAUUAGAUCUGGCGACUUUGGACGAAGGUUGUUUAAAGUUUCCAUACAGUCACAUAGCUGCAGCAGCAAUUUAUCAUACUCAAGGAAGAGAAUGUGCAUUAAGAGUAUCCCGAUUGUCAUGGGAACAGCUUGCUCCUUGUGUCAAAUGGCUUACGGCAUUUGCUACUACCGUCGCGGAAGAGGACUCCCAGUCUCUUUUAAGAUCUACGAUUACACUUGUAGAAUCACACUCUGGAUCCGGAUUGAAGGCCACUGUACCUAAUAUUGUUGUAGACGAAUCGCAUCGCAUACAGACUCACGUGGUCGAUUUGAAUAUGUUGGAAAAGGCGCAGCAACGAUUAGCUGGAGAAAUCCCGAAUGGUUAUGUGAACGAUUCGGAUACAAAUGUUGAACCUGGUAGACAAAGCCCAAACGAGAGUGGCCUUUUAACUCCGCCGUCUAGUAAUCAAAAAAGUUCUCCGUUAUCAACAUGUCCUACACCACAAUUACAUCCUUAUACAUAACUAAAUAUUUACAACCUCUUCGCAUAUACAUUAUAUAUGGUAAAUUGUGUUAUAUGUAUUUAUCAUACAGUCGCGAAUUACAGUACGAUAAUUCAGAUAGAAACAUGAGUUAUUUCGAAAAAAGUACGUGCAGAUUUGGGCAAAUGCUAUAUUGACACGUUAUUGUAAAUAAUACGAUGCUUCCUAAUCGCAUCUUUAUGGUACUGAACGAUUGCACUUUCGAAAUAGCAAUAAGAUUCGGUACAAGAUAUCAAGCAUUUUUCAAAUGAUUAUAAAAUAGCACAAUUAAUUCAACAUCACUUAUUUUAUUACAGAGAGACACUUGAAAAAGUGUGCUUUAUGGCUUUGCAUUGUUUAUAAAUGCCUCUGAAAGCACACUUACCAAUCCAUUUUAAAUAGCAGCCAUAUGACUGCUUUCUGUGAUUGUGCUCAAUACAAUAAAAUUUUAGUCUUACAUUAAUAGAUUAGACUCGUCUUGUCUUUGCUACUUUAUAAACUUUGUGAAUGUAAGAAGAGAAAUACUAAUGCCUUACAACAAGUGUCCUUAAAUAAUGUUUACCUGUUUUUCGAAAGAGAGCAUUGUGAAUAGUAUUCUUUUAUACAACUCGCUUUAUCGUAAUACAAUGUAUUACGGCGGUGCGUUACCUGGCCGGAUGAAUGCGUUUUUUAUUAUGUAUAUUAUGAAAGUCUAUUAAAAACAAUAUCUUUAUAUCCUUAAAUUGAGAAUGAAUGGUGAGGGAUGAGUGCAAGGAUUAAGUAUCACGAUUAAUUAAAAUUAAAAAAAAAGACUAAUAACCUUUAAUGAGUAAGCAUUAAAAUUUUGUGGUGAAUUUGCACUGCCUGACAUGUAAUA